Molecule: messenger RNA, 2403 nt
Organism: Dromiciops gliroides (monito del monte)
Lineage: Eukaryota; Metazoa; Chordata; Mammalia; Microbiotheria; Microbiotheriidae
Gene: TRAPPC14
Product: trafficking protein particle complex subunit 14
Exons: 11
Coding region: 218-1936 (572 amino acids)
Biological process (GO): cilium assembly
Cellular component (GO): TRAPPII protein complex
Molecular function (GO): alpha-tubulin binding
Source: RefSeq, a predicted model, not a curated record
CCGGCCCCGCCCCUCAUUGGUUCCGGACUCACUCCCAGGCUGGACCCUCGCCCUGGGCCGGCUCCCGGGGCCGACGCCCCCACCCCUCAUCUUCCAACCUCCGCCCACCCUCUCGGCCGGGCUCUGGAUCUAUCCUCAGCAGCAUUGCGGUCUCGGGUCCCGGGUCCCGGGGUGCCCUUCCCCCGCCCCGGCCUGAGGCCGGGCUCGGCCGCAGCCCAUGGAGUCCCAGUGCGACUACUCGAUGUACUUCCCCGCGGUGCCGCUGCCCCCCCGGGCGGAGCUGGCCGGGGAUCCCGGCCGCUACCGGGCGCUGCCGCGGAGGAACCACCUUUACCUGGGGGAGACAGUGCGCUUCCUGCUGGUGCUGCGCUGCCGAGGGAACUCCGAGCCUGGCACUGGGGGCGGGCCCGAGGCAGUCCCCGGAGGAUCCUGGACCGAGCUGGCCGCGGCCCUGGAGGCCCUGGCCUCGGUCAGCGCCGGAAGUGGGGUACCGGGCUCCGGAGAUCUAGACGGGCAACCCCCUGGGGGUGCGGGGCUGUUCUCGGACUGCAGCCCCCUUCUCACCCAUGGCCCGGGCCCUGCCACAGGCGGGGGAACAACCAUGUUGCCUGUGGAAGAACCAAUUGUAUCCACAGAUGAAGUCAUCUUUCCACUAACCAUUUCCUUGGACAAACUACCCCCAGGCACACUUAAGGCCAAGAUUGUAGUUACUGUGUGGAAAAGGGAGGUUGAGACAGCAGAGGUCAGAGAUCAUGGCUACCUGAGAUUGCUGCAGACCCGGGCCCCUGGGGAGACAUUCCGAGGGGAGCAAAAUGCAUUCAAGGCCCAAGUGAGUACACUGCUAACCCUACUGCCCCCUCCCGUUCUGAAAUGUCGACAGAUCACUGUGGCUGGAAAACACCUGACAGUGCUCAAGGUGCUGAAUAGUUCCUCACAAGAGGAAAUUUCUAUCUGGGACAUCCGCAUCCUCCCAAACUUCAAUGCCAGUUAUCUGCCUGUCAUGCCUGAUGGUUCUGUGCUGCUGGUGGACAAUGUCUGUCACCAGUCUGGGGAGGUCUCCAUGGGCUCCUUUUGUCGUCUCCCUGGUUCCUCAGGCUGCUUCCCAUGCCCCCUUAGUGCUCUGGAGGAACAUAACUUCCUAUUCCAAUUGAGGGCUGGUGAACAACCCCCUGCAAAAGGCCAGGAGGGCCUAGAGGUGUCUUUGGUUGCUAUAGUUCAGUGGUCUACACCUAAGUUACCAUUCACCCAGAGCAUCUACACCCACUAUCGGCUGCCUAGCAUCCGCUUGGACCGUCCAUGCUUUGUAAUGACUGCCUCAUGUAAAUCCCCCGUGCAAGUACAUGAGCGUUUUACUGUUACCUAUACAUUGCUCAACAAUUUACAGGACUUCCUUGCUGUUAGGCUUGUCUGGACCCCAGAGAAUGCACAAACUGGAAAGCAGCUAUGUGAAGAAGAACGCCGGGCUAUGCAGGCUGCCUUGGAUUCUAUUGUUUGUCAUACACCCCUUAACAAUCUUGGCUUCUCCAGAAAGGGUACUGCACUCACUUUCAGUGUGGCCUUCCAAGCCCUAAGGGCUGGACUCUUUGAGUUGAGCCAGCACAUGAAGCUAAAGUUGCAGUUUACUGCCAGUGUAUCCCACCCUCCACCUGAGGCCCGACCCUUGUCACGAAAGAGUAGUCCUAGCAGCCCUGCUGUUCGAGACUUUAUGGAGAGACAUCAGGGUAGCCUGGGCCGGUCCCAGUCCUUCUCCCACCAGCAGCCCUCCCGAAGCCACCUCAUGAGGUCAGGCAGUGUGAUGGAACGCCGUGCCAUCACACCUCCUGUGGCCUCCCCUGUAGGCCGUCCCCUCUACCUGCCUCCAGAUAAGGCCAUGCUCUCUCUGGACAAGAUUGCCAAGCGUGAGUGCAAGGUCCUGGUGGUUGAACCUGUCAAGUAGGGGAAGCUGGAUCCAUAUUCCCUAUUCAAACACUCCUAGAAAUUGGAAACCCCCUGGAAGGGGUCCUCAUCUUGCAGCUGCUGUCUUUCCUGGGAUCCUCCCUGUGGAUAAUGGAGCUGUCUGUCUGUGUCUGCUGUUUAAAGGGUGGAAGCUGAAUUGGGAACUAGGACUGGGGGAAAAAAGCCAACAGUAUUUCCUUAUGUUCCUGUCUGGGAGGGCUGGUCCCAUCCCCAAGUUCUGUUCCCCACCCCACCCCCCUGCCCCUUUCCAGUUGUAAGUUUACAAAAUAUUUUUCUUAUACCUAUGACAUUCUCCCCACCCCACAACCAGCAUCUCAAUGGUUGCCCCCCAGACUCAGGUGGGGGGGAGGGGAGGGCAUAUUGGGCACAAUGUUCUAUCUCCUUUCCCUCCCCCAAUUCAUGUUUAUGUUCUCAAGCACUUUAAUUUAAAGGUCUUUGUCCAUGUAA